AUGGCAGCUCCACCACCAGAGAUAUACUUAGCAGAAGGGUUCGAUCCAACCUCCCUCAAGGUCGCACAACUCAGGUCAAUACUACUAUCAUACGGACAUGGAUACCCCUCAUCGGCCAAGAAAGCAGAUUUAGUCCAAGCUUUCGAACAGAAUGUCCUAAGUCAAGCAUCUGCUUUACGAGCAGCAGCCUCCAAGAAAAUCAAACCUUCAAACAAAGGAAUUAUAACAGUAUCUGAGAAUGGGGACGAAGCACCUGCAGUACCUGCCAAACGACCCAGAGCGAGAUCGAGACGAACGACAACAGUCGAUCCUGAAAUUGAAGAACCAGCUGUGGCCGCAGUCGAGCCACCAGCCAAGAAACCUCGAGCAUCAGCCAGAAGUAGGAAAUCAGUAUCAAUCGAACCUGAGUUGAAGAAAGCAACAACCACUCAACGAAAACCUAAGAAAGAAUCAGUUCCAAUUCAAGAGGAAGAUGCGGAUGAUGGUGUAGAAGCUGAGAUAGAGGAUGAGACUACUCCUGCUCCAAAAUCAACCGGGGGCCGAAAGUCCCUGCCUCCCCCUUCUUCGACUCCAUCUCUACUUACCCCUGCAACGGACAGACGAAGAUCAGCUGUCGGAUCUUCAUCCUCCGCCACAACCGAACUCCGUACACCCAGUGUUGGACCCGAGAUUAAACCGCCUAGAAGCUCACGAAAGAGUGAACCGGUCAAAGUCAUGGACAAUGUAGCUGAGGAGAGUGAGAAGGAGGAAUCCCCCAAGAAACCUAUCAAACCUCAGACACCUAGAAAAUCGGUGGGCGACGAAUCUGGGUUCUCGGAUUUCAACCCUUUCCAAAGCGGGAGUGAAGCUGCGGCAGACAAGGAAAGAAGGAGAAGAAGAAAGUCUUCGCUAGGACUGGAGACCACCAAGAAACCCGCUCGACCGAGGUUUUCUGAACCUGCUCCUCGGGCCACCACUCCUACAACUCCAAUUUUACGACGUGUUGGUCCAAGUCGAGAGAAUCUCCGAACACCUCCAUCGGAAGUCAAAGCAGCCAUGAAAAGAGAACUUGACGCUGCCGUACAAUAUAAUCAAGCUGUUGAGAACAAGCUCAACCAAAUUACCACAAGGGAUGCCGAUGAGCCUACUCAAGUCACAGUCGAAUCACAUAUCGUCCCUGUCGAGACAAAUUCGUUGGUCAGAAAAGUCGAAAAUCAAGUUGCUACCAUCCCGGCAAUUCGAACGACUAUCCCACUAUCGGUUUUAUUCUUACUGUUAUUAUCGCUCUUAGCCAACUUCAAGUCUAAUUCGUCAUCUAUCGGAUACUGUGAUUCUGGAUCGAACACGAAUGAUAUAAUCCUCAAUCGACAAAGCGCCAUCGACGAUGUUCAAGCUUGCAUCGCUAGAAAGGCAUCUUUAGAGUUGGAUAAUCACGAAGCUGCCAAACAGGUUCAUUGUGAUGUCAAAGAUCUACCUUUGAUCCCUUUCUUACCUAGACCGACAAGCUGUACUCCCUGUCCGCCCCAUGCUGAAUGUGAAGAUGGUGCGAUCGAACAGUGCAUACCUGAAUAUAUCUUGACUCCCCAUCCUUUGACCUUGUUAUCCCCGAUAUUCGAUGGAUUACCUGGCAUGGGACCUGAAGCGUUCCCUCCUACUUGUCGACCUGAUACGGCCAAGAAGAGGAUGAUCGGAGGAUUAGCGAAAGAGCUGGAAAAGGAAUUGAGCAAAGGAAGAGGACUCAUUGUGUGUAAUGGAUUGGGUAAAGAUGAUGGCAGGAAAGGCGAAGGAGAGAGGUACGGUGUUGAGGAGAACGCGUUGCGAGAACGAUUCGCGGCUAGGAGAGAUCCAAAAUUCACUAGAGAACAGUUCGACGAGAUAUUCGAGUCCGCUUUGAAGGAUCUGGUGGAACAUGAAGAUGUGAUCGAGUCGAUCGAUGUACAUGGUAAAUCGUGGUAUGCCUCUUCCCGUACCGACUUGACUCUCAGUUGUCGAGCCAAAUUGGAGGCCAAGGAUCUCUUAGAUAGAUGGAAGUCUCAACUAGGCUCCACUGCCGCUGUAAUCGCUGCUAUUAUGUACCUCCAAUCCGAAGUCAAGAGACGUAAAGCCGAGAAGUAUAGAGCUGAGGAACUGGCUCAAGUCGCUUUGAAAAGGUUACAGGAUCAAGAACAAUCGCAUUACGUUGAUCCAGCCCUCACCCCUCACCCUUUUAUCCCUCCUGAUCAACUCCGAGAUCUGGUUAUGCCCCCUAAGGGAUCAACAGCAUCUCGCUCGAGACUAUGGACCAGAGUGCAAGAAUUAGUGGAGGCGAAUGCAAAUGUAGCAGUCAGGGAGAAAGAGGUGAAAGGAGAACUAUGGAAGACAUGGGAAUGGGCUGGGGCAGCCGUAGAGGGAGCUGAUAGUAGACAUGUGACGUGGGAGAGUUGA
Kwoniella botswanensis is the source of this 2403-nucleotide messenger RNA. RefSeq lists its product as uncharacterized. Gene Ontology annotation, cellular component: nuclear inner membrane. Lineage: Eukaryota; Fungi; Basidiomycota; Tremellomycetes; Tremellales; Cryptococcaceae. Bases 1 to 2403 code for a protein of 800 amino acids. Gene Ontology annotation, molecular function: chromatin binding. The record is from RefSeq and is a predicted model, not a curated record. The transcript is spliced from 10 exons.